Molecule: messenger RNA, 1320 nt
Organism: Triplophysa dalaica
Lineage: Eukaryota; Metazoa; Chordata; Actinopteri; Cypriniformes; Nemacheilidae
Gene: ognb
Product: osteoglycin, paralog b
Exons: 6
Coding region: 56-952 (298 amino acids)
Molecular function (GO): protein binding
Source: RefSeq, a predicted model, not a curated record
CCUCUCUCGCCACUUCACACUGUGGUCAAGGGCAACAACUAUUUCUCCUCUCAAGAUGUCGAAUCUGAGGAUCCUGCUCAUUUUCUUUACUGUACCAUGGAUGUUUUGUGGAACGGCAAAAAAUGAUAAACUGGUGCCUAGAACCAGAGGGAUAUUGAAAAUCAUAGAUCAUGAAGAAUUAAUCUCAGAGACGAGCCCUUUCAUGGAGCAAAGGAAACCAAAGAAAAAGGUCGUUCCUACUCCAGAUUAUGAAAGUCUAGAUAGCACAGUUGACCAGCCGAAAGCCGAAAGUCCAGGAGCAGACAAUAAAGAUGAUAAGGAACUUCCAACUUGUUUGACGUGUGUUUGUCUCACUGGAUCGGUAUACUGCGAGGACGUGUUCCCAGACAUGACAACAGUUCCACCUCUUCCAAAGGAAACAACUUACCUCUAUGCACGCUUCAACAAAAUCACUAAAAUAACCGGCAAAGACUUUGGUGAUAUUGUGACACUGAGAAGAAUCGACCUGUCUGGCAACCUAAUCUCAGAAAUCGAGGACGGAGCCUUUUCAAAACUCACUCAGCUUGAGGAACUAUCACUAGCUGAGAACAAACUGGUGAAGCUGCCAAUGUUGCCAGCCAAACUUAUGUCUCUCAAUGUCAAUCACAAUCAACUUAAAACAAAGGGAGUAAAGGCAAAUGCUUUCAAGAAACUCAGCAAGUUGGCUUACCUCUACCUUGGAGAUAAUGAGCUGGAAGCUGUUCCAACCCUGCCUGAAAGCCUACGUGUAGUUCAUCUACAUAACAACAAUAUAACAACGAUCACAGAUGAAACUUUCUGCAAAGGAAACAACACGCAUUAUAUCAGGUACAACAUGCUGGAGGUUCGAUUUGAUGGAAACCCACUAAUGCUAGCCCAAUAUCCCAACAGCUUCAUCUGUCUGAGGUCUCUACCGAUUGGACACUACAAGUGAUCUGCUGAGGCACGUUGACAUGUUCAAUGAUGAAUAUUUUCAAUGAUCUUUGAGCCAUUGCCUAACUGGCAACCACUGUUAUGAAGUUGUAUUAUAGUAUACAUUUCCAAAAAUGUCACAGCUUAAUACUGAGUUUUGACUAGUAAUUUUUGGUGCAUUUAGAGCAUUUUACAGUUGUGCAAGAAAGCUAUAUAGGCUAUGAAAACAGUUUGCUUGACUUUUGUAAAGUGUAAUCAUUUUGUUAUAUUAAAGUAUUACUACAAUGUGCAGAGAAUGUCUGCAAUAGUACCGCAUGACAGAAAAUGUCUACCAAUCUUCAAAGAGUGUUACUGAAAUCCUUGGUGGUAAAUAAAUACACAUGGAUCAUC